Messenger RNA from Varanus komodoensis (Komodo dragon), 1613 nucleotides. It is a transcript of the gene GPR52, whose product is annotated as G protein-coupled receptor 52. Gene Ontology annotation, cellular component: membrane. NCBI's taxonomy places the organism in Eukaryota, Metazoa, Chordata, Lepidosauria, Squamata, Varanidae. Gene Ontology annotation, biological process: G protein-coupled receptor signaling pathway. The record is from RefSeq and is a predicted model, not a curated record. Gene Ontology annotation, molecular function: G protein-coupled receptor activity. The transcript has a single exon. The coding region runs from base 103 to 1188 and encodes 361 amino acids.
AGAAACAAAUACACAAUCUACUUUGAGAAACUGAGACACUGAAAUAAAACCAGGUGUCACCUAGUUAGUGGCAUUCCAGUCACCUCGUACGUAAUACAAACCAUGAACCAGUCCACCUGGGUUGAGUGGAAGGCUCUGAAUAUGAGCACCAGCAUUGCGAAUGUAUCUGAGCAUCAGUCCUGCCCUUUUGGAUUUGGACACUACAGUGCCAUUGACAUCUGCAUUGUUGAGACUAUUAUUAUUGUCAUACUCACAUUUUUGAUUAUCGCUGGUAACUUGACAGUCAUUUUUGUCUUUCACUGUGCUCCGCUAUUACAUCACUACACCACCAGCUAUUUUAUUCAGACAAUGGCAUAUGCUGAUCUUUUUGUUGGUAUUAGCUGCUUGGUUCCUACCUUGUCAUUGCUUCACUACUCUACAGGUGUCCAUGAGUCCUUGGCUUGCCAGGUUUUUGGAUAUGUCAUCUCUGUACUGAAAAGCGUUUCUAUGGCCUGCCUUGCUUUCAUCAGUGUGGAUCGCUAUCUCGCUAUCACGAAGCCACUCUCCUACAACCAGUUGGUCACACCUUGCCGAUUGAGGAUUUGCAUCAUUUUGAUCUGGCUUUAUUCCUGCCUAAUCUUCUUGCCUUCCUUUUUUGGCUGGGGGAAGCCUGGUUAUCACGGAGACAUUUUUGAGUGGUGUGCAACCUCCUGGCUCACCAACGUUUAUUUCACUGGCUUCAUUGUGUGCUUGCUGUAUGCACCAGCGGCCUUCAUCAUCUGUUUUACAUACUUUCACAUAUUCAAAAUCUGCCAGCAGCAUACCAAAGAAAUAAAUGACAGGAGAGCUCGUUUUCCUAGUCACGAAGUGGAUCCUGCUGCAGAAACAGGGCAUACGCCAGACCGCCGCUAUGCCAUGGUUUUGUUUCGUAUAACCAGUGUGUUCUAUGCACUCUGGCUCCCCUACAUCAUCUACUUUGUGCUAGAGAGCUCAGGGGUGCUGGAAAACCCAACGCUUUCUUUCUUAACAACGUGGCUUGCGAUAAGCAAUAGUUUCUGUAACUGUGUUAUAUAUAGUCUGUCAAACAGUGUUUUCAGGCUGGGACUUUGGAGACUGUCAGAGACAAUAUGUUCGUCUUGUAGACGUAAACAAGACAGCAUUGUCCAAGACCCACUUCCUAGAAAACGGGCUAAUUCCUGCUCCAUCUAAGGAGGACAUAGAUGGUCAAUCAAAUGCAAUCUAGCACAUGGGCAAGGUUGCAUUUCACCCGUUAGAAUAUUGCAGAAUAGGAAUUAAACAAAUACUUAUUCACUGUAAAAAUUCAUUGGUUGAAAGGCAACUGGUAUGAAAACAUGUUGCAUUGAGGAAGGGUUCUGGAAGAAUGCUGAAAUGGUCAGAAGUGAUGAAAAGUGUCUGUGUGAAUGAGUCACUAGUAAGUGCAAGGAGCAGCUUCCAGUAAAAUGCACUUAUUAGUUCACAGCUGAAAAGUAACUUUAUUAUGAAUAGCAAAAUGGUCACAUAUUAUAUAUGUGGAUGAAUAUGUUGUUAUCUGUCGUAGUAAGAUAAAUCUUGUUUAAGACAGUUAGUGAUGAUUUAUCAAUUAUGUUUUUAGCAGGUACAAAAUAAAUGUUUAU